This is a messenger RNA of Aspergillus alliaceus, 804 nucleotides long. RefSeq lists its product as uncharacterized. NCBI's taxonomy places the organism in Eukaryota, Fungi, Ascomycota, Eurotiomycetes, Eurotiales, Aspergillaceae. The record is from RefSeq and is a predicted model, not a curated record. The transcript has a single exon. Bases 1 to 804 code for a protein of 267 amino acids.
AUGGCCACCACCACCGACCUCACCACGUCGAUUCUAGGGACGUUUUACAAGCCUAUUCAGGAGUUUCAAGAUUACCACGAACGCCGCAAAGAUCGGCACUCAAGCAGUAGAUCUCAGCAGGCCUUGCAACGGCCCGAAAGAAAGUUAUCUGUCCGGAGCAUGUCGACAAAUGAUGAGAUGGAGCCCCUGGGUCUCAAUUCUGCCAAUAGCAUCGGCUCCAUAACCACCACAGCUUCGGACUUUAAGAACAGACCUGAUCUUGGCGGAAGAAGGCUCUUUGGUAGGAUGGCCGGCGCAUUGGCUAAGAGCCUGGGCAGCUUUGUUCCUACCGCUUUUAAGGGCUUGGCUGUUGACAUCCCGCUUGCUUUGACUGAAGGAUUGCGCAACCUCCCUCGAUACUACGGUGAAGAGCCCCGGAAUCAUGGUCCUGUUACUGACAUCAAGAGCGGAUUUACCGUCGCUGGGAAAGGAUUUGCGGUGGGGAUGGCGGAGGCAUUCAGCGACAUAGUCGUCAAGCCACAACAAGGUCUUCAAGAGGAUGACGCGAGCGGUGCAUUCAAGGGAAUUGGCAAGGGCAUGGCAAAUAUGGCACCUAAAGCCGGUUGUGCUAUGCUUGGUCUCAUAGUAGACCCUGGUGCUGGUAUUGCGCGGAGUAUACGGUUGUCGAUUCAUUCCCGGACGAGGAAAAUGAUUGCUAAGGCGCGGCAUAGUGAGGCCAUAUGGUUACUAGAAAGCGGCCAAUAUACAGGAACGGACAAUAUAGUGGCCACUUUCCAACAAAAAUUAAAGGGCAAGAAAGGCUGA